CUGACAUUCUGGAAAAUGAUCAGAGGGAGAAAUCUGACCAGAGGAAGCCGUCCACCAAAACUCAGUGAGCAGCCUUCUGCACUGGAGGAUCUGGGAAGGGGCCAGCCUUGUUAUGUGUGUGGUUUGCAGUGUCCUGGCUUCAUCAUGCACAAAUGGAGGAAGAUCUGUCUGCACUGCAAGUGUCCACGUGAGGAUCAUGCUGUGACGGCCAUGCCCCUGGAGAUGGAGAAGACUGUGUCCAAGCUGUUGUAUGACUUUCAGAGGAACUCCACUUCUGACGACGACUCGGGCUGCGCUCUGGAGGAAUACGCCUGGGUGCCACCGGGCCUCAAACCCGAACAGGUCCAUCAGUAUUACAGUUCUCUGCCCGAGGAGAAAGUGCCAUAUGUAAACAGCGCUGGAGAGAAACACCGCAUCAAACAGCUCCUGCACCAGCUGCCACCUCACGACAAUGAGGUGCGGUAUUGUAGCUCUCUGGACGAUGAGGAGAAGAGGGAGCUGAAGCUCUUUAGUAACCAGAGGAAAAGGGAGAACCUGGGCCGGGGUAACGUCAGGCCUUUUCCAGUCACCAUGACCGGAGCCAUAUGUGAACAGUGUGGUGGACAGAUUAACGGAGGAGACAUCGCCGUUUUCGCGUCUCGAGGGGGUCACGCCGUGUGCUGGCACCCUCAGUGCUUCGUGUGCAGCACGUGCGACGAGCUCCUGGUGGACCUCAUUUACUUCUACCAGGAGGGCAAAAUCUACUGUGGCCGGCACCAUGCCGAAAGGCUGAAACCGCGAUGUUCAGCAUGCGACGAGAUCAUCUUUGCAGACGAGUGCACAGAAGCAGAAGGCAGGCACUGGCACAUGAAGCACUUCUGCUGUUUCGAGUGUGAGACGGUUUUGGGCGGCCAGCGCUACAUCAUGAAAGAGGGUCGGCCGUACUGCUGCGGAUGCUUCGAGUCCCUCUACGCCGAGUACUGCGACUCCUGCGGAGAACAUAUCGGUAUUGACCAGGGCCAGAUGACCUACGAUGGUCAGCACUGGCACGCAACUGAAGACUGCUUCUGCUGUGCGCGCUGCAAGAAGUCCCUACUCGGUCGUCCAUUUCUGCCCAAGCAGGGUCAGAUCUUCUGCUCUCGGGCUUGUAGCGUGAACGAGGACGCCAAUGGCUCGGACUCGUCGGACUCCGCGUUUCAAAGCGGCCGAACCCGUGAAACCAGGCACAGCUCGAAAUCCAGCAAGAGUGGAAACACUUCCAGCGGGCGCUAUUCAGCUGACGUGGACCCCCUUUCCUUGCAGAUGGAUCUGCUGAGUCUGUCGAGUCAGGCCCCAAGUCUGACCAGAGAAUCUCCAUCUUGGAAAAAGCAAACUGAUAGAUACGGCUAUGAGAGUCGGAAUGAAUCUUCACCGACUCCUCUGCAACUGCUGAGCCAGUGCAACAUCAGGACGUCCUAUGCCCAGCAAGACAGCAGGCCUAAAGAAUCUGCACAUUCCAAGAGACCCCCUAUAUCUGCCCUCAAGGUACAUUCAUUUAAUGAGAACUGGCUCCAGCCGGAGACACAUUACCCGUCCGAGCUGAAAGCACAGGCUAGCUUUAACGAGGUGCCAUCCAACGGAUUCAUGGACAAACGCUCUAUCAGCAUGCAUGCCUUUCAGAGGGAGAGAGAGAGGGAACGAGAGAGGGAGGUUGCGGCUCAACUCGGCCGCAGCAGGAACCCCAUCAGUGCACUUAGCUUUAGUGAACAGUUGACACCACUUGAGCAAACGCCCCGUGGUUCCAUGGAGUCACUAGCUCUGUCAAAUGCUACAGGUACCUCAGCAGAUGGUGGUGGUAAGAGGCAGGAGCACUUGUCCCGCUUCUCUAUGCCCGACUUGAGCAAAGACUCCGGCAUGAAUGUCUCGGAGAAAAGCAACAUGGGCACCCUAAACUCUUCAGUGCAGUUCCACAGUUCAGAAUCUCUCCAUAGCCUCACCACUGGACAGCCGUACCUGGAGAUGGAACCCCCCGUGCAGGUGAAAUACCCACAUCCAUAUUCCCAGCCGUCUCCUGGAAUCACCAUUCUUCCCCCUGGCUUUACCUAUCAGGAAGAGGACAGGGCGAGUUUAGUGAGCAGCGCUCACAACGCCCGUCUGGCACCGAUGAGUGAGCGGACUCACCGGCGUGUCGUCGAACCGGAAGAGCCGCGACGACGGCAUCAUCACCGCUCGCGCCGCUCUCGCCGUCGCUCUGAAAACGCGCUCAAUCUGGCAGCCCAGCAUCGUCCGGUGCCAGAGCGAUCUCAGUUACGUGUAUGCGAGGAUUAUGAUCGGUUUCCUCCCCCACGUAGCCUCCGCGAUCCAGUAAACAGAGAUGCCAGAUUGAGACAGCAGGCGUUCAGGCCGUGCCCUCGCACAACUUCAGACCUUACGCUUCAGAACCCGGCUCCGCAACGUCACAUGGGUCGCUACGCCUGGGAUCCGUACGAUUACGAGGAUGACUGGUGCUCUACCUGUUCUUCGUCUUCCGAAUCCGAGGACGAAGGCUAUUUCCUAGGGGAGCCGAUCCCCAAGCCAGUUAACCUACGGUAUAUGACCAGUGAGGAGUUACUGCACAAGUACAGCUCUACCGGACUCGUAGGGUCUGGUCACCUAGGAACCAGAGGACAGUUACACACUCGCAAGCGCAGGAAAAGCAAAAACUGCAUCAUCUCCUAACAUACACCCCUGAUGCACUCACCUCCACUUUAACAAUUUCAACUAUUCACUUGUCCUGCUUUGAAUCUGCUUUUCAAUAUUGUGUGGUUGUCAGUGAGCGGUACUCAGUAAAGUCAGCUUAAGAAACUCUUUGCAUACUUUUACCCUUUGAUAUUCCUACAUAAUCACUUCCUGGAAAGUUUUUUUCCCCGGUAUUGCUGCAGCCAACUUGCAAUUGCUCUUAGUUUUACUCCAUUUAUAGCCAGCCCAGUUUUACUUCUUGCAGUGUGUUUUGAAACGAGUCUAUUAAAUAAUUAACAAUGUGUAUAUUAGUAAAUAAAUAAUAAUAAAAAAAACGCUUAAGUUAAUGAUGUAAAGAAUGAAUAUAAUGUAAAUGAUGUACCACAUAUUUUUAUAUUUUGUAACAAUAGAAUCAUUUAUGUAUUAAGUAUAAUGUAGAGAUUCAAUAGUAACGCAUGCAAGUUACUUUGCUGUUUUUUUGUUUUUUUUGUCCUGUAUCAGAAAUUAAAAAAGUGCAUUUCGGCAAGUA
This is a messenger RNA of Silurus meridionalis, 3205 nucleotides long. It is a transcript of the gene prickle2b, whose product is annotated as prickle homolog 2b. Lineage: Eukaryota; Metazoa; Chordata; Actinopteri; Siluriformes; Siluridae. Gene Ontology annotation, molecular function: zinc ion binding. The record is from RefSeq and is a predicted model, not a curated record.